UUACAGCAAAGUCUCCCGUCCAACGACCACGAUGACUGCGCCAGCUCUGCUCUCUGCAGCAAUGCUGCUUCUGCUGCUUCCCGGGACUUUGACUGAAGGAAGAAGUUCAGUUCCCAUUAAAGUGGUGGUGGAGAACAGCUUAGCAAACACCCCACCUGUGACCUUCAGUACUCAUGUGGUUUUCAGAGGGGUCCUACUGGGCGCAUUGAAGCGACUCAUGGACUCCAAUUCAAACUUUAAGUUCACCUACACAGAGGAUCCAAACUAUGGCCCAUACCUGGAGAGCGUGAAUGGUGUGGCUGGAAAUGAUAAAGACCAUACAUACUGGGAGCUACUGGUCAAGACUCAAGAUGGCAAAAUCAUAAGGCCUGAUGUUGGUAUUGGAUGUUACAUUCCAAGCACAAAUGAGCAAAUCAUUCUAAAAUUUACCAAGUGGUGAAUAAGCAACUUACACCGUACAUCAACACAAGAUCGCAGCCAGUGAUGGAAUCAACUGUAUGACAUACAUAAACUAUCAAGCAACAUGCAUCUGUAUUUAAUGUCGAGUGAAUAAAGUAAUAAUGAAGUAC
Messenger RNA from Larimichthys crocea (large yellow croaker), 569 nucleotides. RefSeq names its product transcobalamin beta a (gene tcnba). The transcript has 4 exons. Lineage: Eukaryota; Metazoa; Chordata; Actinopteri; Sciaenidae. The coding region runs from base 32 to 439 and encodes 135 amino acids. Gene Ontology annotation, biological process: cobalamin transport. The record is from RefSeq and is a predicted model, not a curated record. Gene Ontology annotation, molecular function: cobalamin binding.